GGUUGAGGAUUGUGACGAAAGCAGAAAAGUUGCGGGAGAUGUGUUUGAGACAGUUCUACAAUCGGCUAUGGGGAGACUGGUCGCUCAUCAUCAGAAAAUAUUUUGGAAAGUAAAGCAGCUAAACCAUGCAUCCAAUAUCAGGAUACUUUUUGUCAACUCCUACAUUUGUCUUCAGAUUGUGUUUGGAAUUUUCAUAUUUCUGAAAGGCGAGUUCAUUCUGAAAGUGAAGUAUGGCCUGAUUGUGAUCACGGUGACUAUGACCGAGUACAUUUUCAGCGAAAACGGACAACGAUUACAAGAUGAGGGAGAAGAGUUGAGACUGGCUUUGUACGAAUGCAACUGGAUUGGCAAACGGUUAUGGUACACAAGAGCUCUGCAGAUUCUCAUGAUACGUUCCAAUCACCUACCGAAGGUUGGCCUUCAUAAUGUGCUUACACUCAACAGAAACAAUGUCACUGUGGUAAUUCGUGGUGCCUAUUCCUAUUUCAGUCUACUGAACAAACUGUCUUCUUGAUAACAGUUUGGAAUGAACAUUAUUGGAUAUAUAUUGUUUAGGUUUUCAAAGUUUGAAAUUUGCUAUCUUCAAGUUCAUCUUCUUUAUUUAAAGCCUCAAUGGUUGAUUGUUAUUUACUAAAAAUAUUACUCUCAAAUCACAUCUACACUCAAAUUUUAUUAAUGUGUUUGAAUA
Nilaparvata lugens (brown planthopper) is the source of this 688-nucleotide messenger RNA. RefSeq lists its product as uncharacterized. The transcript has 5 exons. Gene Ontology annotation, biological process: detection of chemical stimulus involved in sensory perception of smell; sensory perception of smell. Lineage: Eukaryota; Metazoa; Arthropoda; Insecta; Hemiptera; Delphacidae. Bases 68 to 514 code for a protein of 148 amino acids. The record is from RefSeq and is a predicted model, not a curated record. Gene Ontology annotation, molecular function: odorant binding; olfactory receptor activity. Gene Ontology annotation, cellular component: plasma membrane.